AGUUAUAUUCCAGUUUCGUAUUCAGGUGACAGAUCCAGCAUGAAGCUCGUGCUUUGGCUCCUAGCCCUCUCCGGCUACAUCAUAGUUGUCCAGAGUCAUCUUCAGACCAUCGUAGCAAACCCAGGAGGCAUUGGUGGUAUAUAUAAAGGACCUGAUUCAGAAACGAUAGUUAAAGGCCCAGAUGGCAGCGUAAUCACUUCCCAAGAAAAAGGUGGCCUCAUAGCGACUGAACAAAAAUUAGAACCCAUCGUAGCUGCUGAACCUGCUGUCCUCGAAGUAUCUCAACCAAUUGGUCCUGAAUAUAUAGAAGAUGGCCGUGUUAUUCCGUUGGGGUAUUCCGAAACGGCGAUCGGGCCUGCUGGACCUUCGUUGGUUGAAGAUGGGUACAUUGGACCAAUCGUACAAUCCAAUCCAGUUAGUCCAACUCUAGUAGCGCCUUUGGAACCAUUUAUUCCCGGUACAGUAGCUCCACCAAUACAAUCAGUGACUCCAUUUUUAACCACUAGACGCCUAGACAUCAAAGGAACUGUAGCACAACCUUUACCACCGUCUAUACAUCUUGUUGCUCCAUCUCCACAUUUACAUAAUAUCGCUCCAUCAGUAGUACCAGUAGCUCCAGCUGUACAACCAGUAGUUCCAGUGGCGGUACCGGCAGUCCCUGUAGGGCACAAGGUUGAUAUUGUUGAACAAGAUCCACAUAUUAUCGAAACAAAAAUCAUAGAUGCUCCUGCCAUUGAGUCCAAGGAAUCUACUGACUUGGUAGGUCCUUCUGGAAGCAUUUCUACAAGAGGAUCUGAAUCUGUAGUUUCUGGACCUGCCUCCACUACCAUUACAAAAACCGCUAAAGUAAUUGUGGCUCCUCCAGUAGUAGCAGUACCAGUGAUCAGACCAGUUGUUACUCCAGUAGUACCACCUGUGCAUUCUCCACCCCUUGUCGAAAUUAACAACGAACUACCUUUAGCAUCGAAUGGUCCAGAAAUUUAUUCAUCAGUAAGGCCUAUAUUGUCGUCCACAAUAGCCCCACCAAUAAUAUCGUCAACCGUUUCUCCUCUUUCCGUUUCUACGGUAGCUCCACCAGUUUUAGGACCUAUUGUAUCUACUUUGAGUCCACCAUUACAUAAAUAUGAAGGACCUCAUAUUGCAGCAGUACGACCAAUCCAUGUAGUACCAGGCAGUACAAUUUCACAACCACAGGUACCAGUAUUUGCGACAGGUUUAUUAACAGGAGAAGAAUUUGAGGGUGUCAGACCUUCAGACAUUUCUCAUAUACCUGUACAUUCUUCAACGGCAGUACCCCAUCCUGGACAAGGCGUUUUAGCCACGGCUACUCCAGGAAUCGUUGUGGAAGAUGAAGGCGCUAGCGGUUUCAUUCAUCCUGGUGGUGCUUACCCUGGAGUACUUUCAAGUACAUUAAUUCCAGUAACUUCCACUAUUUCGCCCCUUAGUUAUGAUCAGCAGCAUAUAAAUGGACGUUUUGGUGGCAAAAUUCAGCCACAAAAUAUUAUUCCUCCUGAAAUACAUUCUAGUACUUUAGUACCAGUAUCUUCUACCGUUACACCACCUAGUUAUAAUGAACAACGUCUACAUGGACAGUUUAAUGGGCCAAUUCAGCCACAAAAUAAUAUUUUUCCUGGAGUACCAGUAUCUACCAACGUUGCACCACCUAGUUAUAACCAACAACAUAUACAUGGACAUUUUGAUGGACAAAUUCCUACCCAAAACAUUAUUCCUCCUGAAAUCGGGAUUCACCGAAAAGUUAUUAAUGUUGAUGGACCCAAAGCUCCAGGAUUGAUUAACCCUCCUUCUUUACAAGGAAUAGACAACGAUAAUAUACAACGAGUUGAUGAAGAACCGACAAUUUUAGAACAUAAUAUACAAAACGGUUAUUACCAUAACGAAUAUUUAGUCGGCAACACCGAAAAUGAUUAUAACUUAAAUAGACCUUUACUAAGCAACACGAAUCCUAUUCAAAACAGUUACCAAGCACCUGUUGCACCUCCUGCUCAAGUCGAUGUAGCCGCCUUAUCGGCCAGAACUGAUUCCCAGCACGAUUACGAGGAUCGAGCCAGUGCAAGCUUAUGGAAUCGAUAUGGAAGGAAGACAGGGAAUAGAAAGUAUUAAUAAUAAGUAUUAUUCUGCGAUUUUAAAUACUAGUCACGGUUUUUCAAAGAGGUGGUGGUUUUUUUAUAACUGUUGUUUUUAUUUAUUGUAAAUGUAUUAAAUAAAAUUUUUUUUAACUGUUUUAAAUUUAUUUU
Molecule: messenger RNA, 2255 nt
Organism: Diabrotica balteata
Lineage: Eukaryota; Metazoa; Arthropoda; Insecta; Coleoptera; Chrysomelidae
Source: the annotation of a GenBank genome assembly